AUGCGAAGGACUAGGAGUUCUACACCUGUUGAGCCUCUGAAUCCUGAAAUUGAGCACACACUCCGUCAGUUGAGAACUAAGAAAAGGACUGAAGAGCUUAAUAUGGACAACAACGGGGUGAACAACAACGGUGGCAAUGGCAAUAAUAACAAUCAAUCAGCAGCUGCUGGGGCUCCUCUUAAUCCAGCGCAGCGGGCAGUGCGUGAUUUUUGCAUGCCUAUUGUGAAUGAGAAUCUCACUGGAAUAGCAAAUCCAGCCAUUGCUGCCAACAACUUCGAACUGAAACCUGCACUAAUCAACAUGGUGCAACAAAAUCAGUUUGGGGGUCUAGCUACUGAAGACCCCAACAUUCACUUGGCCAUAUUUCUGGAGGUAUGUGCCACAGUGAAGAUGAAUGGCGUUACUGAUGACGCCAUCAGAUUGCGUCUCUUCCCUUUCUCCUUGAGGGAAAGAGCCAGGAGUUGGUUGCAAUCUUUGCAGCCUGGAACAAUUACGACAUGGGAUGAGAUGGCAAGAAAGUUUCUGAUUAAGUUUUUCCCUCCUUCCAAGUCAGCCCAGUUACGCAGCGAUAUUGGACAAUUUCGACAGUUAGAUCAAGAACCAUUAUAUGAGGCUUGGGAGAGGUUUAAGGAAUUAUUACGACGUUGCCCACAACAUGGUUAUCAAAAUUGGAUGCAAGUUCAGAUUUUUUAUCAAGGGUUGAACGCUCCAACACGAACGAUAGUUGAUGCUGCUGCAGGGGGUGCUCUAUUAGCCAAGACAGCGGAUGAAGCCUUCACUUUGAUGGAGGAAAUGGCCACCAACAGUUAUCAGUGGCCUAAUGAGAGGUCAGGACCAAGGAAAGUUGCUGGGUUGUAUGAAGUUGAUCAAAUGACAGCCUUGAAUGCCCAAAUUGUUGCUCUACAAACCCAAAUGGCUGCUCUAUCAGCGCAAAAUAAUCCAACGGUUAUGGAGAGUGUAGCAGCGGCUGUUGCAAUGCAGGGGCAAGAAAUGAGUCCAGAACAAGCCCAAUUUAUGGCAAACCGCUCCUUCCCCAAUAAUUACAGAAGCAACAACAUGCCUAAUUAUUAUCAUCUAGGAUUGCGCAACCAUGAAAAUUUCUCUUAUGCUAAUAAUAAAAAUGUGUUGCAACCACCUCCGGGAUUCAAUUCUCAACCGCAACAAGAGAAAAAGUAG
Messenger RNA from Humulus lupulus (European hop), 1176 nucleotides. RefSeq lists its product as uncharacterized. The transcript has a single exon. The coding region runs from base 1 to 1176 and encodes 391 amino acids. The record is from RefSeq and is a predicted model, not a curated record. NCBI's taxonomy places the organism in Eukaryota, Viridiplantae, Streptophyta, Magnoliopsida, Rosales, Cannabaceae.